Messenger RNA from Closterium sp. Yama58-4, 1155 nucleotides. The record is from the annotation of a GenBank genome assembly. Lineage: Eukaryota; Viridiplantae; Streptophyta; Zygnematophyceae; Desmidiales; Closteriaceae.
AUGCCUCACUUCCCCCCCAAGUCUCCCAUUCCCUUCCCACGCCCUCCGUCCCUCUUCCCCCACUCUCAGCCGCAUGCCUUCCUUUCUUCACCGCUCCUCUCCUCCCAUCCCUCUCCGAUGUCUCCCUUCCCUCCGUCUCACUUCCCUUUUUCCCCCAUCGGUUUCCCCUCCCACUCCUCCCUUGCCUCUCGUCUCCCUUCCUCUCUUCUCCCUCUGCCCCUACCCUCCCGUCGCUUCUCGCCCUUAUCCCCGCACACGUCCUUCUCCCUUCCCUCCCUUCUCUCACUGAACCCUCUCUUCCCUCCAAUCCCCGCUUUUUCCAUUUCUUCUCAUUUCCUCCCUUCCCCCUCUCAGCCCCUCCCCCCCUCCCUCUCAGCCCCUCUCCUCCUUUCCCCAUCAGCUCUCCUCCUUUCCUCUCAGCCCCUCUCCUUUCCCUCUCCCUCUCUCCUCCUUUCCCUCUCAGCCCCUCUCCUCCUUAUCCUCUCAGCCUCUCUCCUCCUUUCCCUCUCAGCCCCUCUCCUCCUUUCUCUCUCAGCCCCUCUCCUCCUUUCUCUCUCAGCCCCUCUCCUCCUUUUUCUCUCAGCCCCUCUCCUCUCAUCGCUCACUCAUGCUUCCCGCUCUUCCACUCCCCACCCUCUCAGCCACUCGUCCUCCUUCCUAAUCUGCCCUUCUUCUCCUCUCCUGUGCCUCCCUUCCCUCCAUCUCACUUCCCCUUUUCCCUCCGCCCAUCUCCUCCCGUCCCUCACCGCACAGCCCGUCUCCUACCUUCACUCUCAGCCCCCCUCCCUCCCCCUUCCGUAUGCGCUGUUUCCCCACUCUCACCCGCGCUGCUCCCACUUCCGUACGCACAGCUACCCCACUUCCCUGUGCUGCUCCCACUUACCACCGCGCCACUACCUCACUAUCCCCCUCCCACUCCCCUUUCUUGAUGAACCCUGCCCCUUCGCUCCCUUCCCUUCCUCUCUUCUCCUCCCUUCCUUUCCACUGUCGUCUACUACCUUCCCUUCCCUCCCUUGUCUUCUCAUCCCUUCCCUCGAUGCCCAUGUCCUCUCCCCCGUUUCUCAUUCUAGGGAUUUUCUCAACUGUGCCCCUGACUCGCGACUCACAGAUGCAGCACCAUCACUCACCAUUCACAAGUGUGAGCCGGAAGAAUGA